UACGUACCCUGGGCUGACCUUGUCAUCUGUGUGUGCGAUCAGCUGCAUCCGGACGAUGUCGACAACGGUCACUUUUGACACGAAUAGCUCUCGUUUUGUGAACAAGAUAUUACGGAACAUUACAAUGUAAGAUGCUUGAUCCCUACACCUCAGUCCUAGAGCAGUAGCGUGCUGGCAGAAUGAUGGCUAGUCUUCAGGACGACAGCUUGCUCACCAAACAUCAGCAGAGGGCGUUGGACCUGCUCCUGAGGCUCAAGCAUGACUUUGACCCACAGCAUCUCGGAGAGGCCUGCAGAGAGCUCACCAAUCUAAUCUUGAAACACUCGGAUUGUGUGCAAAUCUUGGAGGCUUAUCAUGCCCACAGACCGGUCAUGGACAUGAUGGAACAUCGCACCUAUGAAGCAGAUAUACAGCAGACUGGCUACGAAGCCCUUGCAGCUAUUAUGAGUGCGAGCAACAAACUCAGAGAACUCAUCCAAAAACGCAAUGUCCACCAAGAUGUUCUGGAGAUUAUGAGUAAACACACCAAGGACUCUGGCGUCCAGACUGCGGCUAUGAAGGUCAUCACCUUCCUAGCAAUGUCAGCCAACAUCUGCAACUUCCUUCUGGAGGAGCAGAUACUAGAGUCUGUGGUGCAGACAAUGAGGAAUUUCCCUGGAGAUGCUGGCCUCCAGAAGGUCGCUAACCAGGCCUUAAGACAACUCCUAGCUGAAGAUCCUGCUGUCCAGGUUGACUUUGUUGAUGCCAAGAAGCACCGUCCAGUCAUAGAGGCUCUUAAGAAUCACUAUGACAACCCCGGUGUCCAAGAGGAAGCCUUGUGGCUAUUGGCUGUCCUAGCUGGCUCAGAGGAGAACUACGACAUUCUUCUCCAGGAAACCCACAAGCUGCUGAUGACUGCCAUGAGGAAUUUCCCCAAGAUAGAGGGAGUACAGACAGCCUGCUUUGCCUUCAUGGAUGCUGUGGCGAUCAACAUUGAAAGUCAGCAGUUGUUAGAAGUCAACGGAGCCUCCCAGCUUGUCUUGGCUGGAAUCAGAACAUUCCAUCUGAGCACCGACAUCCAGACACUAGGAUUCUGUAUCUUGACAAAACUAACCGAUGUUAUUUUCAGACCUUUAAGUACUAGUACGAUAGAAACAUCAGCAGAAGACAACUGGCUGCCAGACGUAUUCCUGGGACUCACUCGCCAUCUGGACAGUGGAGAGUGUCAGGAGGCUGGGUGCAGCACACUCAAUAAGCUGAUUGAGAAAAGACCACAUGUGCUGAAAGGAGUUGAGAAUGGCAGUAUUGAGAAUGCUGUGUUGGCCAGUCUUAGAGUGCAUGGCUAUAGGGAGGCAGGUGUCUUCAUAUCAUCGUGUGCGUCAGUCUACUCUAUGGUCAUUAACUCAGAGAGGAUGAGGGAGAGUUUCAUGGAGAAGGGAACAUACAUGGACAUCCAAGCUGGCAUGAACACUCACAGGUUGAAUGACAGGGCUCAGGCUGUGGCAUGCAAAGCGCUCAUGGGACUAUGCCUCUUCAGCCCCGAGGAUAAGGAGACACUAGCCCUGGUGGGAGUACAGGUGGAAAUCUUCAACGCCCUCAAGCACUACCCCGAUAAACUGGACGUCUUAGAGGCCGCCAUAGGAGCCAUAGCUUGCCUUGCAGAUGUCGAUAUCGUCCGUUACCAGUGCAUGGUAGAAGGCAUCCAUGAGUUAAUCCUACAGAGUAUGGUCAGCCAUCCCAACAACAGCAGCAUACAGGAGCUGGCGCUGGAAGCAAUGGCUGUCCUCUCCACUGCAGAUGGCAUGGCUGAACUACUGUGUGAAGCAGGUGCCUUGGCCUACACUGUGGAAACUAUGGCUAGAUAUGGUCAAUGCGAAGGAAUCCAGCAGAAAGGCAGCAUUCUGCUUCAAGCUCUGGUCGCGGAGCAGAAAUCCAUUGACAACGUGCCGGUUGCUAGGCAGGUUGCCAGGGCGCUGGUUACCGCCAUGAAGAAGUUCCGUAACGAUCCCAAUGUUCUUGCUGAGAGCUGUGUUGCCAUGCAGUUACUGGCAGAAACAUCGGAACAGAUCGGCCAUGUGUUUGUGGAGAAUGACGCUCAUGAAGAACUCUUCCACAUCAUCGAAACAUACAGCUCAGAUAAAGUUUUAAUUGAUGUGGCGUGUGAGUGUUUGUACGUCCUGUGCUGGAAAUGGGACUUCAAGAAGGAUUUGCUACUGUGGGCCUGCAAACAGAAUAAACUAAAGGGAGUGGAGGUUCUGCUGCAGCUGAGUGCUAAUGUCAACGUGGGCAAGGGUCGCGAGACACCGUUAUGUCUGGCCGUUAAGAAUGGAAACACAGAUAUGGUCAAACUACUACUCAAACAGGGCAUCAGCGACAUUCACACUGCCUUGCAUUUGGCUCUGGAGCUGCACCAUGACGUUAUCAUUGGACUCCUACUGCAACACAUGGGACAUGAUAAAGAAGGAGGUAUUGCAACGUGGAGUGGGCUGGGUCUUACUGUGCUUCAGCCGCUGUGGUUUUACCCGACAUUUCUGGGUCAGAUUGGACCGGUCUCUCCGUCAGUCAGAGGCAACUCCUCCACGAGUCAGAUAGCCAGUCGUAUUCGUCACACGGAGGAGAACCGCGCCAAGCGACGCCAGGCCGUCUUCAACAUCCUGAGUGAGGUUGACGGCUCGCUGAGUUCCAACCUGGCACCGGUGGUUCGUACCUCCUCGCUGAACAUCCUCGUCUCGGCCGACCGGGAACUGUUCCCUGGUAGUCCGCCCCCGAAGGGGGGACCAGGCACGCUGCCGAGAACCACCGAGAAAGAAGGCGCCCAGUCUGCUUUUCAAGUUGGCGAGGCCAACGACACUGUUUUCACGUGCACGGAAAACACCGCUUUCCUCCCCGACACCCUUGACGCUGCCAACACCGAUUCCUCGCUAGAAGGUCAGGAACAAGACCAGUUCGUAUCGGAGCGCCCUCCCAAUCACGAGCGCUCCAAGAGUCUCUACGACUCGGAGGUGGAUAACCUGACCAAAGCCAUGAACCGACGACGUCAGCGGUCGGCGGGUGAGAUGGAUAUGAUACGCAAGGUCUCCAGCAGCUUUGUGCCUUGGCGCAAGUCGCUGAGCAGCGCCAACCUGCCCAUAAAUCCAGACGAUCCACGCUGUCUUGAAAGCCUACAACGAGGACUGAGGGAGCAGACUUCAGCCAGGGAAUCCUUCUCCAUUGGGAGCUCCUCUCGUCCUCAGUCACCAAGCCUUCUCAGUAUCGAGUCCUACGUCAAUAUCCGCUCAAGAUCGCAACCCGAGAGUGAAAUCCGAGGUGCCUUCUCUGUGAGCGAGGAGAGUGCAGGGGAUCAAUUCCAGUCGCCUUCAGACAGCUCUCAGCCUAGACCCAAGACUGGCCGACUGUUCUCCUUCGGCAGCGUUAGUGACAGCAGCGCCACAGAUAUGGAAUACAGCGAGCCCUCGCAACCAUCAGGUGUCAUGCCGGAUGUAGUGCCUACCCCGUCCCCAUCCACCACACAGUGGCAUAGCACUCCCGUUCAGAGGAGUAAGAAUCGUCGAACCUCCAGACACAUGCUUCGUCUCAGCCAGUCCAUGCUAGACGUCCCCGAGACCUUAGAUCUCCACGUCCACCUGCUGGACCUCUCAGCCAAUCGCAUCACAGACCUGCAGCAGUUGGCCCGAUCAGAGGACAAGUUGAUGGAACAGUUUGCCUUCCUGGAGAAGCUGGACCUGAGCAAUAACGCCCUGGACGAACUUCCUUCUCAAUUGACCCAGGCGCUGCCUAGGCUUCAGCAUCUGGACCUGAGGAACAACCAGUUUCAGACCCUGCCUGUGCACCUGUUUGGCAACGGCAAGCUACAGACGCUAGACAUGUCUGGGAACAAGAUCAACGACGUGAGCGAAGAGCCUCUUGAAGUGUCGUUUACACUGAUUGACUUGAACCUGAGCAAUAACUGUAUUCAAGAAUUCCCCAUGUGGUUAGGACAGUAUGCUCCGGCAUUGGCUACCCUCUCACUAGCAAGAAACAAUCUGAAGGAGUUACCAGCGAUGUCAAUAGAGCUGACUAGGCUUCAAACCUUGGACUUGUCUCAUAAUGGGCUGUCACACAUCCCGCCAGAAUGCAUGUGGCAUUGCAACUCUCUGGAUUACCUCAACGUCUCGUGCAAUCAACUCAAGAGUCUACCCGAGGAACUGGGAGAGUUGCUCUGCUCCCUGACGACGCUCAAGAUGGCCGUCAACAACUUGGCGCUACCCGAGCCUUACUGCAUCCCCAAAAUGAUCCUACAAUUACCAUGGUUGAGGAGCAUUGAUUUGAGCAACAAUGGCUUGACUGGUGUCCCCCCUCCAAAAGAAUGGAAGAGUCAAGGUUUGCGGGAAAUUCAGCUUGGACACAAUAAGAUCAAGAAGCUUGAUCUUAGCGACAACAUCCGCUCUUGGCAAAAAUUGGAACGCCUUGGACUGAAUAACAAUCAACUGUCUCAGGUUCCCAAGGAGGUGGGCCAGAUAUCCACAUUGACAUCCCUAGACAUCAGCUACAAUCCCAAGAUCACCUGCAUUCCUGACGAACUGGGUAGACUUUCAAGGCUGUGGGAGCUUCCUCUGGAUGGGCUCAAGUUGGACCUCGACCCUUCCAUCCUCAAAGGCCGUACCAAAGACAUCAUUGGCUUCCUGAAUCAGAAACUCAAACAGUCUGUUCCCUACUAUCGCAUGAAGCUGAUGCUUGUCGGGUAUGGAGGCAGGGGCAAGUCCACACUGUUGGCCAGACUACAGAAGCUGAGGAGAAGUAAGAAGGAAGCCAAUGUAGCGACAGUUGGAAUCAAAGUGUCUGACUGGAAGAUACCAGUGAGGUGUAACAGGAAGACGGUGGAUUUCACCCUAAAUACCUGGGACUUUGCUGGGCAGGAGGAUUUCUACAGCAUGCAUCCGUGCUUCCUGACGGGACGAGCUCUCUUCCUGGUGGUGUACGAUAUUAGCAAAGGUCCCGAUGAGGUCAAGACAUUACGGCCGUGGCUGCUGACCAUCCAAGCCCUGGCCCCAUCCUGUCCAGUGGUGGUGGUAGGAACCCACAAGGAUAAGAUACCCAAAGACAAGGAAGAAGAAUUCAUCAGUGAUAUGGAGAUGAGAGUGCGGAGUAUCUGCCAAUCACCAGGCUUCCCAGAGAUCAUGGGUUUCCGAGCUGUCAGUUGUACCAGCGAGAACGAAGGCCUGGAAGCCUUGCGCCGACUCAUCGUGGAAAUUGUUGAGACUUGUAAGAUUAAAGGUCAAGCAGUCUUGGGCCAGAUGAUUCCCUACAGUUACCAGCGUCUUGAGGAGUUACUGAAGGAGGAAGCAAGGAGGAUGAAGGAGAAUAAGGAAGCACCUGUGGUGAUGAGAAGACGGUUACUGCAGCUGGUACGAGAACACUCCCUGCAGUUAGACAGUGAUGAACUAUCUCAGGCUGUACGAUUCCUCCACGAGACAGGAGUGUUGCUACACUAUAACGACCCUGUGCAGCAGCUGAAAGAGAUGUACUUUGUGGACCCUGAAUGGCUGUGCAAGAUCAUGGCACUGGUGGUGACUGUGAGGGAAAUCAACCCUUUCAUCAGUCCUAACGGGCAAAUGAGGAUCAUUGACUUGCCUAUACUCUUCACAAGAUCCGAAGAUCUUCCCAUCAAACGACUCCUUCCACAGUACCUCAAGCUACUUGAAAAGUUUGAGGUUGCACUUCCAAUUACUGACACGGAACUUCUGAUUCCUUGCAAGAUGCCGAGUCAGAAACCAGCAAUCAGUCUACCGUCCUCAAACAGACAAGAUCUAUUACACCGAGUCUAUGACAUGCCGUAUGUUCCAAUCGGUUUGUGGUCUCGUCUGAUAUUGAGACUUCUCGUCUUCUCAACGCAGAUGCUACAGACACCUUCCUCUGUUGAGUCUGCUUCCAGUGAUGACAUCUCCAAAGUCACCAAGUACUGGAGAGAGGGUAUCUACGUCUGCUGGUCAAGGGAAGCAUUUUUUUGUGUUGAAUCGCUGCGGAAGAGCCUUGACGGUCUGAAAAUCACCGUGCCACAGACUAAAGACGGAAAUAGACUGCUUGGCCUACUCUGCGAUCACGUCGAUGACCUGAUAGAGGAAUGGUUCCCAGGGCUGACUGAGAUGGACCCAUUGCAAGGCAAGACGUUGGUUCAACGGAUCGUACCCUGUGUGCUAUGUGAAGAAAACAAGAUCUACCAGUUUCUUCUGGACGACCUGAUAGAGAGGUCAGAAGACAGCGACUACAUUGUCUGCCCUAAUCAUGUGGAUAUGCAGGUGCCGCUAAAACUGCUGGCUCCUGACGUGAUGCUUGCUGACCUUGACGAAAGAUUCCAUAUUGACCCUCAACAGUUGCACUUCACGCCAAGUUCUUCGCAAAUGCUUGGAGAUGGGAGUUUUGGAUCUGUAUACAAAGCCAAAUACAAGGAUCAGUAUGUUGCAGUGAAGAUGUUUGGCAUGAGUCCAGAUGUGCAUCCCCAUCGAUUGCUCAGACAAGAGGUAACCAUUCUGAGACAGUUGCAACAUCCUAGUCUAGUCUCCAUGGAAGGCGUUGGUUUGAACCCCAGGGUUCUUGUCAUUGAGUUGGCCCAGCUUGGAUCACUGGCCUCUGUCCUGCGCAACAAGAAAGUGACUAGUAGGAGUCUACAGCACCGUAUUGCCAUGCAGGUUGCUGAAGGAUUGAUGUUCCUCCAUGAGCAUCGCAUCGUUUACCGCGACCUGAAACCAGACAACAUCCUCAUCUUCUCUCUCUCAUUGGGAACUCUGCACAAUGCUAAGAUAGCUGAUUAUGGCAUAUCUAAGUUUGCCACACCAUACGGUCUGCGGGCACCGGAGGGUACCCCAGGCUACCGAGCACCUGAAGUCAUCCGAGGGUUAUCUACAUAUAACACUGAGGUGGAUGUGUAUUCUUUUGGCAUCCUUCUGUAUGAGAUGGUGACAGGGGGCCACAAACCAUUUGAAGAGUUGGAGUUCAGGGCCGAGUUGGAUGAAGCUGUCAUGAAGGGUCGUCAGUUGCCGCCACUGACCCACAGCGGCAUUGCACCUUGGCCAGAUCUACAGGAACUCAUUGACUACUGCUUGGAGCAUGUACCACAACACAGGCCUACCUCGGAGCAAGUCUUCAAUUGGUUGAGUUCUGCAGAGUUACUGUGCAUCAAGAGGGAGUAUCCUCUACUCAUGGAUGGCUGCGUGGAAUGUAUGGCAGUGCGGGUUUAUCAGUCGGACGGAGAUGACUGCCAGGAGGUCUGGCUGGCUGGAGGGGACAGGAAGUCCACAAUGGUCUCGUGGAUACAACCCCUCAACACUGAUCCUGAAAACUCCAUACAGGGUAUGAUGUUGCACAAGGGCCGAGCGUUAUGCAUGACCGCAAUCGGCGACUACUCCAUGGUCAUCGGCACUCAAUGCGGCGAGCUGUGUGUUUGUGACCUGUCUUGCUCCCCGUACCGGCUCAAGCACACGCCGCCGAAACUGGGCGACGCUGUAGUCUGUCUGGCUUACUGGAAACGGGAACAAGAGCCCAGCUUAGUCUUUGCUGGACUGGCUAACGGAAAACUGGCCAUUUACAAAGCACACCGACUGCAGAAUGACAAAGAUUGCCAGCCAGACAAGAUGGUGCACAUCGGCUCCAGGGACGACCCCAUCAAGUGUAUCACCCUGACUCGUAACAAGGUCUGGUUAGCUUGCAGUGCUAAGGUCAUCAGUCUAAGCAUCUUUGAUCUGGAGUCGGACACUAGUACCACUUUACUGGAACCAGACCAAGAAGAGAGACCAGCCAUGGUGAAGUGCAUUGCUGUAGAGAAAGCUAUCUGGCUGUGCAGAAGAAACAGCUCCAUCAUUGAGAUCUGGGACGUUAGCCGACGCAAGAUGACACUGACCAUUGAUGUGGCUGAUUUCAUCAGCAAGGAAGACAGAGCUGAGCCAUCCAACUGUUACAUCAAAUCGUUACUCCUCCAGCCCCGCGUUGCAUUGUGGGUAGGCACCGCGGGCGGUCACCUGAUUGUCAUCGAUACCAACACGCAUCAACUGGUAUCCAUCAGCAAACGGUACACGUCCAACUUGAGAGCAAUGGUGGCCGUCAAAGGACAAGGAUUAAACAAGUCCAAUUCUGUCAUUGUGACGUCAGGAUCAGGCUUCGUGCGCAGGCCGGGUGUUCCAGACCACACAGAUACUCAGUACACUCACGUCUUGGUCUGGGACGCCGAGUUCAAGUCCCAAGUCCGCUAUCUCCAGUCAGACAUGGAGAGACGUCGCCAGCCAGAGACCCAAGCCAUGAAAUCCUGGCACAAGGUGCAGCAUUUCAUUCGUACCAGUCACGCCUUCCACCUGAAUCCUAAAGUCGUGUUCCCCCAUGUCAUGCGCUGAUCAACCAAAAUCCUGCUUGAAAAGAAAAAAUCAGCCACUUAAAUGCAAUGCUUUUCAUUUUGAUGGGUUCGUUUUGGAUGUGAUAUGGGCUCCGUGCUCCAACAAAAGAGGGCAUGUUUUUAUCACUUUUAAGAGCUCCGUGGACAGGACACACAGCGUGUGCGUACUGUACUGUACUGGUUCGCACGCGAAGUGUGCAUGAAUUCCUGAAUGUGCCAAAGUUAUUAGCCACAGCGUCUUUGUGUGAGUGUCAGGCGUCGUCCGCGCACGAAUACAUUCGAAUUUAACUUGCGAUGGUCUCCCAGACUUAUCCCCACCCCCAAUAACUUUGGAUCAUUCGAAAUAUACAGUGGAUGGACCGGAAACCAGUCUAGGUCUCCCCAACUCUCCUUUUCUGGUUGUUGAAGUGGUACUUGUGCACGGAGCCCAUAUGCACCAUAUUAUUAUUGGCUUUCAUCACAGAAUGGCUUUCUUGGAUGUAAUGUGUACACAUGAGGAUAUUGAAUAGUCUGGUGCUUGUCAUUGGUAGUUGGCAUCAUACUUUUCCGUAUAUAGUAUACAGGGAACUAGUCCAAGAUGGCUACAUUGUUUAAAGCUCCAUUGAUUCCUUGUACUUCAUGCAGCUGUUUAUAUUUUGCUUUGGUUUUUCGCUGGAUUUCCAUUUGAAUCAUCUACCAUUGCAUGCAUUAGGAGUGACUGUAUAUAUCUUCUGAAAAACCUGGUCAUUUUCGGAAUUGUUUUAAAAAUCAUCAUGCAUGUGUAUUAAUAUGUAUAUAUUUGUAACAUUUGUAUGUAUAUGUGUAUGCACACACAGAUUGUCACUAUUUUAUUUUACCAUAUUUACGAUUCGUUGAAUGAUGCAUGUAUAUCACAUUUGUACUUAAUCGAUGAGGAACAGUCUCACUUUUUUGUAAACCAUCAUCAAUAGCCGUAAUGAAUUACUGAAUGGAACUCAUUCAAAAGAGAUCAUUUCAUGUACAAAAUUGUGUAAAAAGUGUAUGAAAGAAAAUAUAAUAGGAUUUUCGUAUACAUGUAAUAAGAAGAGCUGAGCUAUCGUUACGAUUUUGAAUCGUCCUUGUAAAGACAUGUACAUACCUCCUUUCAUUUCAUUUCAUUUCAGUUCAAAUUGGUUUAUUAUAAAGCAUCAUGAAUCGCAGCCAAGGGCUGAAUUGCACAUGAUUUACAUUUUCGUUUUAACAGCUAAAAAAAUUACAAUAAUACUAUAACAUUACACAAAAUAUAUAUAUAUUAAAAUGUUCCUGAUAAAGCUUACACAACACAUCACAAGAAAACAAUUAAAAUAUAAUAAAAUAAAAAGUUCCCCCAGUCUGUGAAAACUAAAACCCAAUUUUCGUAAAAACAAACAGGCACAUUAAGAAAACAUUGGAUAUUAUACAAUAAAAAGCCUCAAUUAAUCCACGUUUGAAAUUUUGGCCUUGUUCAGUAAACUGAUUAAGUAUGGGAGCGCACUUUUCUGCAUACGUGUUGAUUUACAACGGGGCUCAGGAUACUGAUUCAGUUCUCCUAGAUGACAUCCUAUUCGUAUGUUCAGGGGGGAGGAGGUUUCUAAAUUGAGAUGUAGUCUGGAGAGUUUUAUCAAUAAAAGAAACAGACUGUGACUCCCUACGUUCCUCAAGUGACAUCAGGUUACAUUCACACAAGACAUCAUUGUAGGUGCUAUAUUCACUGCCCAUUAUGAUACGAAAGGCUCUUUUUUGUAUUCUUUCAAGGAUUAACUUAUCAUGUUUUGUGAGUGCUCCACUCUUUAAUACAGAAUGGGGCAACAUCCCAUUUGCCAGAUACCAAGAUAAUUCCUCAGGGUUUAGUAGAACUGUUGGCACCACUGUUGUUCAUUUUUUUGAAUUCUUGCAUGUGCUUGUGUAUGUUGUCAAGUUGUGAUUCUUUGCCUCAUUCCUUUCAUUUUGGUGGCACAAUUUGAAAUUCUCAAAAGCAAAGUUGGCCAUGUUUUGUUUGCAAAUAAGGGUGCUACUAUGGGAAUUUUUUGGAUGACACUUGCAUUAGAAAUAUCACUUUUAUUGAAGACAUUUAGCAGAUUUACUUCGUUCUAAAAAUUUAAGAUUUGACAAAUGUAUUUUUUUUUAAUAUAAGCAGCACGUAAAAUGAUGUCUAAACCUAAGUUUGUACCCACAAGAUUACAUCAUUAUAGCGCCCUUAUUUGCUACAAAAAUAUGACCUAUUUUUAUGUUGCCUGUAAAAUGUGUUGCUCAAUGGCAAAAAUAGCCUGCUCCCAAAAGUAGUAAAACAACAUUCAACUUCUUCAGAAAUGUUUAAAGAAUUUUGUCAAAAUGUCACUUUUUGCCUCUUUUUCUGUCAUUGCCCGAUUUUGUUUUUAUUAAACUGAUUAUGUCAUUGAAGCCUAAAUGAUGAAAUGAUGAUUUUUGUUUGCUUGGAGGUGCCUUGUUUUCGCAUGGGGUGUUCAAUCUUUGUCGAAAAAAAUGUCUUAAACUAUGUUCAUUUUCAGCUGGUGCUCGAAAAUGUAGUCGCUUUCCUCUUGUGGAAAUGUUGGUUCCUGUAAUGUAUGUUGUCGUUUGUAUUUUUUAAACAUUUGACAUAAUGAAACAUUGACUAUUUGUUAGGUAUGCAAUACUUUCAUUAUGUCAAACUACGUCUGUAUGAUGUGUCUUGUAGUAAUUGCAUGAUUGCCAAAAUUAAAGUUUGUCCGUCACCAUUA
Patiria miniata (bat star) is the source of this 11031-nucleotide messenger RNA. It is a transcript of the gene lrrk2, whose product is annotated as leucine-rich repeat serine/threonine-protein kinase 2-like. Bases 180 to 8339 code for a protein of 2719 amino acids. The transcript has 68 exons. Gene Ontology annotation, molecular function: GTP binding; protein binding; protein kinase activity. The record is from RefSeq and is a predicted model, not a curated record. Gene Ontology annotation, biological process: protein phosphorylation. NCBI's taxonomy places the organism in Eukaryota, Metazoa, Echinodermata, Asteroidea, Valvatida, Asterinidae.